AUGACCAAUCAGUCGUUGUUCGACCUCUCGGGGAGGGUGGCCCUGGUGACCGGGGGCAGCAAGGGCCUGGGGAAGGCCAUGGCGCGAGGAUUCGCCCAAGCCGGCGCCGAUGUGGUCAUCAGCAGCCGUCACCAGGACGAGCUUGACAGAGCCCUGGUCGAGAUCCUGGAGGGAACCGGCAGCAAGGGCCUGGCCCUGGUGGCGGACCUGGCCCGACGGGAGGAGGCCGAGAGCCUGGCCCGGCGCACGCUGGAAAAAAUGGGCCGGGUGGAUGUCCUGGUCAACAACGCCGGGUCCAACAUUCCCGCGGUCAUCGACGAGAUCCGGGACGCGGAUUGGGACCGGAUCGUGGAAUUGAAUCUCAGCUCCUGCAUGGUGUUGACCCGUGCCCUGGUUCCUCAGAUGAAGGAACGCCGCUGGGGCCGGGUCAUUCACAUUUCCUCCAUCAUGGGCCUGGGAGGCAAGUCCAGCCGCAACGUCUACAAUGCCACCAAGCACGGACUGAUCGGGCUGUCCAAGGCCAAUGCGCUGGACCUGGGGUCCUCCAACAUUACCGUCAACUGCAUCGCACCGGGUCCCUUCUGGACGGAUUUACCGGCGUCGCUGCUGAACCAGGACCAGAAGGCCGUGUUUGCCCGGCGAACAGCGCUGGGGCGCUGGGGAGAAGCCGAGGAGCUCAUCGGCCCGGCCCUGUUGCUGGCCACCGAGGCCGGCAGCUAUAUCACCGGGGAAACCCUGGUGGUCGACGGCGGCGUGAUGGUCAAUACGCUGUGA
Geodia barretti is the source of this 774-nucleotide messenger RNA. The record is from the annotation of a GenBank genome assembly. NCBI's taxonomy places the organism in Eukaryota, Metazoa, Porifera, Demospongiae, Tetractinellida, Geodiidae.